Messenger RNA from Nasonia vitripennis (jewel wasp), 645 nucleotides. Its product is annotated as ankyrin-3-like. The transcript has 2 exons. The coding region runs from base 1 to 645 and encodes 214 amino acids. The record is from RefSeq and is a predicted model, not a curated record. Gene Ontology annotation, molecular function: protein binding. Lineage: Eukaryota; Metazoa; Arthropoda; Insecta; Hymenoptera; Pteromalidae.
AUGCUUCGUUACCUGUGUAUGAGAAAAUUCGAGAAGUCGUAUUUGCUGACAGCGCCUUGGCUUAAAACCAGCAGUAAUGACGCCAGCAAGAGCACUGCCAAUUCUCCCGCCAUACACGUGACGAAUGUCGGCGUAUUGUUGCACAAGGCCGUGAAAGACGACGACUACGAGACUGCAGAGGUCCUACUUCCAGAAAAGUGUGAAUUAAACAAGCUUUUUGAAGACGAUAUGACCCUUCUUCAUGCGGCAAUAAAAAACAAAUCUUAUAAGAUGGUUCAGCUAUUGCUCAAACAUGGAUCCAUGGUUAACCCAAGCAGGAAGACACCAGAAUCGAAGACUCCGUUGUUUUUAGCCGUAGAAGUAAACUCCAUUGAAAUAACGCUUCUGCUUCUGAGUAACGGAGCUUUCGUCAACAAAGCUAGGACUCAGUCUUUAUUCGCAAAGAAGGAAGUGAGCCUAGAAGAUUAUAAAAUCAGGAAAGGCAUGGCGGAAACCAAGACAGAGGAAACCAAGAACGAGAAUACCAAGAAAAAGAAAAAACAAAUGAAUGAUUUACUACUCAUCUAUGUGCUCAAAAAGAACACGCUACUUAUGGCGGACAUUUACAGACUGAGUAAAUAUGCCCCGAUUCCGAAUGCGAUGUAA